Malania oleifera is the source of this 4238-nucleotide messenger RNA. RefSeq names its product filament-like plant protein 4. The transcript has 6 exons. Lineage: Eukaryota; Viridiplantae; Streptophyta; Magnoliopsida; Santalales; Ximeniaceae. Bases 402 to 3680 code for a protein of 1092 amino acids. The record is from RefSeq and is a predicted model, not a curated record.
UUUUGUUAUUGUUUUUUGUAUUUUCAAAAAACAAAACAAAAUGGGUUGGAGCAUUUUGCGUUAACGUCUUGCUUUUUAAGUGUGACGCCCAUUGCUAAAUGUUCUCUCUCUUUGCCCACGCACCACCUCCACCACCACCACUGAUCACAACACUACUCCACCGCCAGGUCCGCCGCCUCCUGCACCUUCGUCCUCCUUUUCUCUCCGUCUAUCAUCAACUGACGAUGAAAAUAUAAUCAGUCGUAGAAAAAUCGGAGAAUGCCUGAUGUUUGAGCUCUAGAAAAAAUUUAGAUCUCCCUCACUCUGACCUCACAUUUCUCAUCAUCUGAAAUUCUCUCUCUCUCUCUCUCUCGCUCGCUCGCUCGCUUGCUAGAGCUGCAUUACGUUUACGGCCGCCUGAGAUGGACCGCAGGAGUUGGCCUUGGAAGAAGAAAUCAUCUGAUAAGGCAGCGGCUGAGAAAGCAGUUACUGCAUCAGACUCUGCUGGUGCUUCAUUAGUCUCAGCUGGAUCUCAGGUUGAUCAGGAUAACUACAAAAAACCAAACUAUGUUCAAAUAUCUGUGGAGGCAUAUUCACAUCUAUCUGGGUUGGAGGAUCAAGUAAAGACAUAUGAGGAUCAAGUUAAUGCGCUGGAGGAUCAAAUUAAAGAGUUGGAUGAACAGCUGUCAGCAGCCCAUUCAGAGAUGACGACGAAAGAUGACUUGGUGAAACAGCAUGCGAAAGUUGCUGAAGAAGCUGUCUCAGGGUGGGAGAAAGCUGAAGCAGAAGCUUUGGCAUUGAAAAAUCAUCUUGAAUCUGUCACACUUUCAAAGCUCACUGCUGAAGAUCGGGCAUCCCAUUUGGAUGGUGCUCUCAAAGAGUGCAUGCGGCAGAUACGGAAUUUGAAGGAUGAACAUGAACAAAAAUUGCAUGAUGUUCUUCUUAUGAAAACCAAGCAGUGUGAGAAGAUUAAGCUUGAGUUUGAAGCAAAGCUGGGCAACUUGGAGCAGGAAUUUCUUCGGUCAGCAGCUGAAAAUGAUGCCUUAUCAAGGACAUUGCAAGAGCGUUCUAACAUGCUGAUUAAGUUGAGUGAAGAAAAAUCACAAGCUGAGGCAGAUAUUGAACUCUUGAAGAGCAAUAUUGAAUCAUUUGAAAAAGAUAUAAAUACACUGAAGUACGAACUCCAUGUAGUUUCUAAAGAGCUAGAAAUCCGUAAUGAAGAAAAGAAUAUGAGCAUGAAGUCUGCUGAAGUAGCCAACAAGCAACAUUUGGAAGGUGUCAAGAAAAUAGCUAAAUUAGAAGCAGAGUGCCAGAGAUUGCGAGGUCUUGUGAGGAAGAAGUUACCUGGCCCUGCUGCAUUGGCCCAAAUGAAGCUAGAAGUUGAAAACUUAGGCCGAGAUUAUGGAGAAACUCGACCAAAGAGGUCUCCUGCGAGACCUUCUAGUCCACACUUCACCCCUAUUCCUGAGUUUGCUCUUGAGAAUGUACAGAAAUGCCAUAAAGAGAAUGAAUUUCUCACAGAACGACUGCUAGCAAUGGAGGAAGAAACAAAGAUGUUAAAAGAAGCUUUGGCAAAGCGUAACAGCGAAUUGCAGGCUUCAAGGAAUACUUGUGCGAAGACAGCUAGCAAGCUUCAAAGUCUGGAAGCACACCUGAAAAUUAAUAAUCAACAAAAGAGUCCCCUCAAAUCUAAUGUUCAGAUCCUCACUGAAGGUUCCUCAAGUCAAAAUGCUAGCAAUCCACCAAGCUUGACUUCCCUGUCUGAAGAUGGAAAUGAUGAUGAAGCAAGUUGUGCUGGGUCUUGGGCUACAGCAUUGAUAUCCGAGCUCUCCCAAUUCAGGAAGGAAAAGAACAAGGAGAAUGUGAAUCACUUGGAGCUCAUGGAUGACUUCCUGGAGAUGGAGAAGUUGGCAUGUUUAUCAAACGAUUCAAAUGGAGCCAUUUCCAUUUCUGACAAUUCAAAUAAUAAGAAAUAUGAAAUUGUAAACCAUGACACUUCAGCAGAAAUUGGAGCACAUAUGGAUCUCCAGCCUGCACAGCAGGAUGAUUUGGAUCCCUUGGCAAAUCUGGUAUCUUCUGAUGUGGAUCACUCGGCUUCUACACCUGAAUCUCAUACUAAUCAAAUGCCUUUGGAGAAGCUUCAUUCUAGAAUCUCUAUGGUGUUUGAGUCCAAGGACACUGAUAUGGGAAAAAUUUUGGAGGAUAUCAAACAUAUUGUGCAGGACGCACAUGAUACUUUGCAUCAACAUUCUGUAAGUUGUGUUUUUAAAGAAAUACACUGUCCUGAUGCUACGUGUAAUAGGGAAGCUUGCCCUGAAGAUUCUGGUGUGACAGCAGAGGAGGAGGUAUCUUUGUUCCCAGAUGGUAAACAGGGCACAGAAUCUGUGCAUGUCAUAAGCCAAGAAUUGGCAGCUGCCAUUUCUCAGAUUCAUGACUUUGUCCUGUAUCUGGGCCUUCUGGGGAAAGAAACUAUGACACUCCAGGCGACAUCUCUUGACGGUGGAUUGAACCAAAAAGUUGAGGAAUUUUCAGUCACUGCAAAUAAAGCUCUAGAUAGCAAAAUAAGUUUGUUUGAUUUUGUUAGUCAACUUUCUCAUGUUUUAGCCGAAGCCAGUGAACUCAGCUUUAAUAUCCUGGGCUACAAGGGUAUAGAAGCAGACACCAAUAGUUCUGAUUGUAUAGAUAAGGUUGCUUUGCCUGAGAAUAAAGUAGUUCAGAAGGACUCAGUGGGAGCGCAAUAUUCAAAUGGUUUUGAGCACAUUUCUGAUUCCAUUUCUAACCCUGAGGUGCCUCAGGAUGGGAAUAUAAUCAUUGGCUUUGAAUCAAAUGCCUCGGCAUGCAAAUGCUCAUUGGACGAGUUUGAAAAAAUGAAAUUAGAGAAAGAGAACUUGGCGUCAGAUCUAAUUAGAUGUACUGAAAAUCUUGAGAGUACUAAAUCCCAAUUACAAGAAAUGGAACAGCUUCUAGCAGAUGUCAAGUCACAAUUAGCAUCUGCUCAAAAGCUGAAUGGGUUGGCUGAAACACAGCUCAAGUGUAUGGCAGAGUCGUACAAAUCACUUGAAAUGCGUGCUGAAGAGUCAGAGUCUGAAGUGAAUCUUUUGGGAGUUAAAACAGAAAAUUUGGAAAAUGAACUUCAAGAAGAAAAGAGGAGUCAUCAGGAUGCUUUGGCCAGAUGCAGGGAUCUCCAGGGGCAAUUAAAGAGGAAUGAGGGAUGUUCCGUGGCUGAUAUUGAUCUCAAGACCAAACAGGAAAGAGAAUUAACAGCUGCAGCAGAGAAGCUUGCAGAGUGUCAAGAAACAAUCUUUCUUCUCGGCAGACAGUUGAAAACUUUGCGUCCUCAACCAGAACAAAUUGGGUCUCCUUUCAGUGAGAGAAGAGGGGAAGGCUUUGCAGAUGACGAACCAACUACUGCUAGAAGCCUAAACUUGCAAGACUAUGAUCGAACCGAGCUAGAUUUUGCUGCUUCCGUAAAUAUACAGAGAAUGGGCAGCAGUGAAUCUCCAAUGGACCUUUAUAAUGCCCCAUAUAGCCCAUCCGAAACUGAAGCAAACCUUCUGAGAUCCCCAGUCAGUUCAAAGAAUCCAAGACACAGGCCUACCAAGUCUGGCUCUUCUUCCUCGUCUUCUGCUCCAACACCGGAAAAAUCACGGGGUUUCAGCAGAUUCUUUUCCUCAAAAGUAAAGAAUGGCCCCAUUAAUUAGCUUGCUGCUUGCAAGCUCCAUGCUAGUACUACAUGGUCAAGCAGAACACCUCAUAUGAGUAAAUAGCAGUAAAGAUAAACCUCAGUUUUUGUAGAUAAACAAUCUGAAUCAUUUUCUAUCAGUGACGAUAGAAAUUUCCAGAAGUUUCGAAUCUUUGAACUAUCUUGAACUGGUGUAGAGAGGAUGAGUUUUGACAAAGCAUGAAAGAUCAUACCCAGUGUUCGACUGGGACUUAAUUUGUGAACAGAAGAACCUUCACAAGUGAAAGAUCAGAACUUAAGUAUUUGUUACUUCUGUUAUUUAAAUCGUGGAGCUCUCAUCACCUGAAUCAUUCAUGAUAUAAAAAUCACACCUACUGUGAGGUUGGACCUGUACUGUGAUGUCAUUUUUGCUUUGGGGUUUUUCUCAUUUCCAGGAGAAUGAUCCUGCCUUUUCUUUUUUAUUAUAUUUUUUUCCGUAAGAAAUGGAUAUGAUCUCUCCAUAUCUGUUAAUUCCUUUCUAUUCUCUCCUGUAAUUUUUUAAUUUGGUUAAUUGAAUGUGACACCAUGACUUCCAACC